Molecule: messenger RNA, 756 nt
Organism: Verruconis gallopava
Lineage: Eukaryota; Fungi; Ascomycota; Dothideomycetes; Venturiales; Sympoventuriaceae
Exons: 2
Coding region: 5-529 (174 amino acids)
Biological process (GO): snoRNA localization; box C/D snoRNP assembly; maturation of LSU-rRNA from tricistronic rRNA transcript (SSU-rRNA, 5.8S rRNA, LSU-rRNA)
Cellular component (GO): nucleus; pre-snoRNP complex
Source: RefSeq, a predicted model, not a curated record
CGUCAUGAACGCAAGAAAAUGUGAGGUAUGCCAUGACCUGGAAUCAAAGUACAAAUGUCCUCAAUGCGAGCUGAGAUAUUGUUCGCUCAACUGCUUCAAGCUACAUAAGCAGCUCCAUGAGUCAAGUACAGAUGCAAACGCGUCUUCCGCUCUCAGAGAUGAAUCCUCUGCUCCGUCGGUGCAGCCACAUCGUACCCAACAACCAGCCAAAGUUGAUCCGUACACGGCGUUAGAAGAGCACCCUAACUUUCAAAUUCUCUUUAAGAAGUACCCUGACCUUAAAAGUCAACUCUCUCGAGUCUACCAGGCAACGAUGAACCCCAGCCAGCAAGAUGAGUCUUCUCUGGGUGUGCAACAGAAGACUAGGGAUCGUGUACGUGGUCAGUGGACUCAGGAAAAAGGAGAUGAGUUGGCAGCCAAGUUGCUUGCUAAGUUGGCAAAAGAGCAUGAGGGAGUGAAAGAGUUCAUGGCAUUGGUCAGAAUCGUGUUUGAUAGCGAAGAGGAAGAAAACGGCUCCCAGGAAGGAUAAACAUUGGAGGGCAUAUGCUGAAAUAGGCACCUGUGGAUUGACUAGAGACGCAUGAACGUUGAAUGAGAAAGUAACUAAUACGAUUCAAUUGUUCAGAUGCCUUCAAGAGAUCGUCAAAGUUCAGGCAUAGAAUUAGACGGACUUCUACCAGGAGGAUAUACAAGACUCUUAAUCAAUGCAAACAAAUAAGUGCCAUGUAAGAACUAAUUCUUAAGCGCAAACGUUCA